CUUUCGACAGUUCCAGCCGUCUGGACUUGCGCCAGAUAACUCUCGCCAUCUUAUCUUAUCCAGAAUGACGUCUGUCUUCCGGAAUGGCCGCAUUUUUGCGCCAUCCCAAUCCUCCGCUGAACCUGGGAGCGAGUUUACCAGUGGAAUGAUCGUUAAGAAUGGCCGGAUUUCCUUUGUUGGAAACCUUGAUGACACUAAGAUCCCUCAUGAUUCAACGAUCAUCGACCUGGAGAACCGCAUUGUCCUCCCUGGAUUCAUCGAUGCCCACGUGCACAUCCUGAAAUAUGGUCAUUCCCUGCAGAAAGUGAAUUUAAUCAACUGCACCUCGCUCGAACAGGUCCGAGAGACGAUCUCCUCAUACGCAAAGGAAAACCCUUCUGUCCCACGCAUUCUGUGCCAGGGCUGGAUCCAGUCUUCAACCAAGGGCAUCGCCCUCGCCAGCAUGCUAGACGAUCUUGAUCCGCGCCCGAUUUUCAUCGACUCGUUUGAUCUCCAUUCGGUGUGGUGCAACUCUGCUGCUCUGGACGAGAUGCAUGUUCACUCGGCCCCCGAACCGCCUGGUGGAACAAUCCACCGGGAUGAAAAUGGGAGAGCGUCGGGGCUCUUAGACGAGUCUGCACUGGUAGACCUCGUGUGGCCCCAUCUCGAGAGCACCUACACGGCGCAGGAUAAAGCAGCCGCGUUGCAAGCGGCUGUCACUUCUUAUACGGCGUCUGGCUACACUGGCGUCGUGGACAUGGCUAUGAACGAACAUACGUGGGAGCUACUUGACCAGUUCCGCCGUGAUAAACAGUUUCCAUUCCAUAUUGCAGCACACUGGCUCGUGCCAUUUUCAGAAAACCAGCAAACCAACCUCCAGCACGUGGAUCGAGCAAUCCACCUCCGACAGAAAUUCAAGGACUCAGCGUUCUGCAUUGCGGGAAUCAAGCUCAUCUGCGAUGGGACGGCUGAUGGGUGCACAGCAGCUUUGUCCCACCCGUACAAUGGCAGGUCGCACGCAGGCGACCCCAUCUGGCCAACAGACAUGCUACGCGAGGUAGCCCAGCGCGCGGACUCGGCGGGGCUCCAGUGCGCCAUCCACGCCAUCGGCGACAAGGCCAUCAACCAAGCAAUCAACGUCCUCUCUGAAGUCGGCACUCCAGGCCGCAGACACAGAAUCGAGCAUCUCGAGCUGGCCAACUCGGAAGACGCAAAGCGCCUAGGCCAACUGGGCAUCACUGCCUCCGUGCAGCCCGUCCACUCCGACCCCGCCCUCUUCAAGGCAUGGCCCAGCCUGAUCGGCCCCGAGCGCUGUAAGCGCGCAUUUGCAUACAAGGAGUUUCUGGAUGGGGGUGCGCCGCUUGCAAUCGGAACAGAUGCCCCGACAGCGCGUCACUUUCCCUUUCCCAACCUCUACAAUGCGACCACGAGGCGCUCGGCGCUCGAGCCGGAGACGGGACAUACAGUGAACCCGGAGUUUGCCAUUAGUCUGGUAGAGGGUAUGACGGCUGCUACCAAGGGCGCGGCCUACGCGCGGUUCGCGGACUCGUGGACUGGCGCGCUGAGGCCGGGGUUGAGUGCUGAUUUUGUUGUUGUGGAUAUGCAUUGGGCGCCGGAUAGACUUCUUGAGGCGGUCGUUUGCCAGACGUGGUACCAGGGGCGGAUGGUGUAUGAUAUGAAGGAUGCCUCGACGGCCUAG
Aspergillus calidoustus is the source of this 1678-nucleotide messenger RNA. The record is from the annotation of a GenBank genome assembly. NCBI's taxonomy places the organism in Eukaryota, Fungi, Ascomycota, Eurotiomycetes, Eurotiales, Aspergillaceae.